This is a messenger RNA of Syngnathus typhle (broad-nosed pipefish), 2616 nucleotides long. Its product is annotated as G-protein coupled receptor 22. Gene Ontology annotation, biological process: G protein-coupled receptor signaling pathway. Gene Ontology annotation, molecular function: G protein-coupled receptor activity; peptide binding. Lineage: Eukaryota; Metazoa; Chordata; Actinopteri; Syngnathiformes; Syngnathidae. Gene Ontology annotation, cellular component: membrane. The record is from RefSeq and is a predicted model, not a curated record. The coding region runs from base 545 to 2227 and encodes 560 amino acids. The transcript is spliced from 2 exons.
UUCAAAAGAAAGAGGUUCUUUUAUAACAUCUUCAGAUAAUGCCCAAAUAUUUACUAUAUUAUAUUGCCUCGAUUUCCCACGGCAGACAUCGUGUAGCUCUUCUACUUCACUCCAUUUUGUUUUUGUUCCCAUCUGCCGUUGUCAACAUGCAUGGUUCCUUACUUUGUUCUCUGUGCCAAGAACAAAAACUGCUACAUGUUGUGCAAAAGCAAUUUAGUCCCUGGCAAGAAACAAGUCUCAGUCCAAAACAAAACAAGUAAACACGAUAUGGAUGUGAUUGGCUCGUGUCCGUACAGCACAUGCGGCUUGGAGGUUUGCAUGAUGACAGCAUGAGGUACAGUCAAGCCUUGACAACCAUUAACAUGCUGACACCAAUAAUCAUCCUGCCAGCAGGGCCCAGGAAGCUACACAUAUUAGUGGUACACAGGAUCAGUCGACAGAUUGGAUGUAACAAGAAGACCACCCUGACACCCCAUCUUCAUCGAUGGCGAUGAAUUGGCGUGGUAGCAGCUGUUGCUAUGUGUAAAGGAGUGCCGCGGCACCAAUGGAGACCGAAGGCUAUCGUGACCUCCCGGAGACCAGCGAUGGUCAGGGGGUAGGCCUCCUGGAUGGACGGGGCGGGGGUGGAGUGGAGGAGAACUGGAGCGCCCCAUAUCCGCUUGGCUUCCAGGUGUCUUUGACCACAGUUCUGAUACUGGAGCUGGUUCUGGGUUUCAGCAGCAACUUGACUGUACUCGUGCUUUACUGCGCCCAGUCCAACCUGGUGGAUUCAGUCAGCAACUUGGUCACCGUCAACCUCCACGUUCUGGACAUCCUGGUGUGCGUGUUGUGUGUGCCGCUGACGGUGGCCGUCAUCCUGCUGCCGGCCAACGGAAGCGGCGUGGGCAGCUUGGCUACGUUGUGCUGCUUCCACGAAGCCUGCGUCACGUUCACCAGUGUGGCCACAGCCGUUAAUGUGCUGGUGAUCAGUUUGGACCGCUACGACAUCUCUGUGCGUCCAGCCAGUCGGCUCCUGAACCCUCGCCGUGCCGGACUGCUCCUGGCGGCCGUGUGGUUCGUCUCUCUGGCCGUCUUCUUCCUGCCUUUCCUUGAGGGGGACUUCUUCUCUUCUCAGGACAAUGAGGAUGAGGAGGAAGGUGGCCCGAACAAUGACUUUGAAUCCAUUACAGGACAGACGACACUUUUUUCUUCCCUUGCACCUUCGGUUUUACCCUCAACAUACCCGUCCUCGGCCUCCCACCACCUUUCUCCGAUAUGGCAGAACAGAACACUGCUGUGCAUCGGGGGGCAAGGCUACUACACGGGAAUGGCCAUGUAUUACCACUUGUUGCUCCAAGUGCCCUGCUUCUUCAUCGCUGUGGUGGUCAUGCUGUUCACCUACUCCCGCAUCCUCCAGGCGCUCAACAUCCGAAUAGGUUCCCACAUGAUGAGGAGUAACCGUACAAAGGACUCGACCUGCAGGAUACGCUGCAGGAGGACCAAGAAAAAGGACCUCACCUUGCCAACAGAGGUAGUGUCCUCCAAUCAGAACCAGAAUCUCUCUCAUCCUCCCCUUAUUCCGUCUCCCACUCCGACGCCCACGUCCCCGCCGCCGCUCUCCUCCAUGCCCCAGGGGAUAUCCGACAGCGGCGCAACGGUCACGACCGUCAGUACGGCUGCCACCACUCCCGUCGCCACCACACCUGCCACCCCUGCUUCUCCAACUCCUGCUUCAGGAUCCAUGCAGACCCACGCCACCUCCCCACUCCCGGCUUCCUCCGUGGGUGUCCAAGCUUCGGUUUCUGCGAUCAUUGCUUUGAGACGGGCCGUUCGUAGACACAGGGACCGUCGGGAGCGCCAACGUCGUGUCCUUAAAAUGUCCCUAAUCAUUAUAUCCACCUUCUUGGGAUGCUGGGCUCCGCUGUCCGCAGUCAACAUUCUGAUCCUGUGUAUGGGCCCCAGCGACGGUUUAGUACGGAUCCGUCUUUGCUUCUUGGCGAUGGCUUACGGAACAACCAUUUUCCAUCCUCUGCUCUACGCUUUCACAAGGCAGAAGCUUCGCCGGGCCCUGAAAACACGAGUCAAGAAAAGGGUGGUGUCCCUUCUUCAGGUGGACCCAGCUCCCAUCGGUGGGACGGUUAUUCAUAACUCCUGGGUGGAGGGGGGAGGCCAGAGGAAGAGUCGCAAGCCCCGAGUGGAGGCAAGCGACGGCACUGAUCGAUGCCUCACCGAGGCGGUGAGGGAAUGAGGCUGGUUGUCCGAUGCGUGUGUUUGGAAUGCCAUUUUCUGUUGAUAUCCUUGCAUGUGUGUGAGAAUUACAUUCGUUUACAAAGGACAGAUUCCACGACCUCUGGCAGAUGAGGAGCCCAGAGUCAUGGGGUCCAAACAAGAGCCACUUUUCUGCACUCCCGAUGUAAGCUAGUUGAGCGCGUUGAACUGUCUCCAUGGCAGCAUAGGGAACACAUAAUGGUGAGACCACACCUGAAAAUGUCCCACAAUAGAGUUUUGGAUGAUUAUUUAAAAACUGCUUUUCCAAGCAUGUGCACAGACAGAAUCACAACACGAACACAUACACUGCACACUGUUCUGCGCUUAGUCAUUAAAAAAAAAAAAAAGCACACAAACAUCUAUAUCUAU